AUGCUUUCCAAUACUGCUAUCGGUUCGGUGACCGCGGUGUCAGGAGUUGCCAUUUUUGGAUGUCUCAUUUAUUUGGCAGUUCUCUUCAACGAUAUCAAUGAGCUUCAUGAUGUCGUCAUGAAUGACAUGUAUGAGUUUGAGGUUUUCGCUAAUGAUGCAUGGACUUCCAUGAUCACCAUGGGAACAAGCAACACCGCAAACCGUCCAGCUCUUCUCUUCGGCCGUAACAAGAGAAACGCCGAGUGCAACUGCGGAACACAGCCAUCCAACUGCCCAGCUGGACCACCAGGACCACCAGGAGAGCCAGGAGCGCAGGGAGAUGAUGGUGAGCAAGGACAGGCAGGAACACCAGGACAAAACGCCGUCAUCCCAAGCAUCACACCAGAUGCUACUGAAUGCAUCAAGUGCCCAGCUGGAGAGCCAGGACCACAAGGACCACCAGGAAUCAGCGGACCACCAGGACAAGAUGGACAGCCAGGACAAAAUGGAUACCCAGGACAACCAGGACAGAUAGGAACUCCAGGACCACAAGGAGAUGCUGGUGUUCCAGGACAGCCAGGAAGUAACGGACAGCCAGGACGUCCAGGACAAAACGGGCGUCGUGGACGUGGAGCUCCAGGAGCCCCAGGUCCAGCUGGUCCAGCUGGAAACGCUGGAGCCCCAGGACAACCAGGACAAAAUGGAGCACCAGGACAGCGGGGAGCUCCAGGACCAGCCGGAAUUCCAGGACAACCAGGAGCUCCAGGAGGAGACGGAACUCCAGGACAAAACGGAUCCGAUGGAGUUCCCGGAUCUGAUGCUGCCUAUUGCCCGUGCCCAGCCAGGACUGGCGCUGCCAUCGAAGUCCCGCCAGCUAAGGAGCAGUACAGAAGACGAUUCGCCAACUAA
Caenorhabditis bovis is the source of this 888-nucleotide messenger RNA. NCBI's taxonomy places the organism in Eukaryota, Metazoa, Nematoda, Chromadorea, Rhabditida, Rhabditidae. The record is from the annotation of a GenBank genome assembly.